UGCCUAACUUGACUGUCAAAUAUUGUGCUCUUUGCCUAUGUUCAUGUUGAACUCGGUGUUAGAAAAUGGCGAUUUAGUGUGGUUUUCGUAUAUAUACAUUAUUUUGUAAGAAUAUAUUAUAAUUACGAAAAAAUUUAAUAUAUAACAACGUAAUGGUUGUUCAUCACAAUUUAGACUCCUUCGAAAUGCCUUUUGGUUCUAUCAAACCUCAAUUUGAGAUUAACCAGUAUGUGGUUGUGAAAAAUCACAUGAAAGAAAUAAAGCGAAAUAAUAAUGAAAACAUAAUUUCGAAUGAAGCUACAAAAUUAUUACAACAAAAUGUUAAGAAGAAGAAACGGAAACGCGAGAAAAGUAUAACGUUAGAAGAAAAAUCCUCGAUUUCUACAGCCGAUACUGGUGAAAACUUGAAAACGUGCUCUAUUGAUGACAAUAACGUUAUAUGCGAGAGUGAUUUAGAAGAGUUAAAAUCAGUAUAUAAUAAGUGUAAAGCAAUAGUGAAGAAAAUAGAAAGGAAAUAUGGUCAUUUACUUGAUAUUUCUGAGGCGGAACCCAGUCCCUUUCACAGUCAAACAAAUUCAAGUCAUGACAUACGAAAUGAAGAAAAAUGUACAUGUUCAAAAAAGAAGAAGAUAAUUUAUGAUGAUGAUGGAAUGGAAAUCACAAAAGAAUCAGAUUUUGAUAAACAUAUAUGCCCGAAGAAGUUAAAAAGCAGCUCUAGUAAAAAGCAGAGAAAAAUAUCUUAAUUGAAUAUGAAGGAAAUGGCAUUGUUUUGCCGGAUGACUUGCAAUGCCUCUCAAACAUGUUGCAUGAUCCUGAUUUGGAGAUAACAUUACGUAACAAAAUUAUAAAGAAAAUCAAGUUAAUAAAAAAUGACUAUUUCAAUGAGAUCAAAU
Messenger RNA from Galleria mellonella (greater wax moth), 893 nucleotides. RefSeq lists its product as uncharacterized. Lineage: Eukaryota; Metazoa; Arthropoda; Insecta; Lepidoptera; Pyralidae. The transcript has a single exon. The coding region runs from base 153 to 743 and encodes 196 amino acids. The record is from RefSeq and is a predicted model, not a curated record.